AUGGGGGUGAGUCAGGCCAUCCCUCAUGCGGUAGUGAGCGAGUACUUUACCACGUACUGCAGUGCGUGUAAGUAUCGUGUGUGCACCUCUACACACAUUGGGGCUUUGAUUCGUCAGGUAUUUCCUGACCUAAGGGUGGGCUGGGUCGGCGAAGCGUACUGCUUCUUUGGAUUAGAG
Messenger RNA from Sphaeroforma arctica JP610, 177 nucleotides. RefSeq lists its product as hypothetical. The annotation marks the transcript as partial. The transcript has a single exon. NCBI's taxonomy places the organism in Eukaryota, Ichthyosporea, Ichthyophonida. The record is from RefSeq and is a predicted model, not a curated record.